UAGCGCAUUCACAGCAUGGCGCGUUUGGAUUGUUGUUGGAUUUUGUGGCUAGUCUUGUGGGUUUCGGGCGCUCACGUUUCCUCGGUGUCAGGGGAUUGGCGCGUGACUAAGAUAUGCGAUGGAGACAAGACGAUGAGGCUGAUAAUUGAUGGCUCUCCGACUGUUUAUAUCCAAAAAACGACAGGUGAUCUAGUUAAGGUGACCAAAAAUCUCCCAGGAAUCGGCUUCCGUUCUAUGUUUGGCUUCACUACACUAACGGUGUUCUUGUCUCCCUGGUACGGUUACGUGUCUGCAGAGUACUAUAAGUAUAAGUAUGUUGUGACCAUUGCAUUAGGACGUCCCAAUAAUUGGAAAACCUACACCUGUCCUUUAUAUGGUCCCCGACUUGUGAGUGCUGAGCGAUGCACAGUUGCAGAAAGCCAGAAGCUCCCUUGUGGAGGGUCUUCAUCCAUCACUCAGGCAGACUGUGUAGCCAACAACUGUUGCUACGAUUCGAGCAGCAGCACCAGUCCAUGCUACUAUGCCAAUGAUGUGACUGUGCAGUGUACCCAGGAUGGCCAGUUUGUGGUGGUGGUGUCAGAGAAUGUGACCCACCCUUCCCUGGAUCUUGGGUCCAUCCAGUUGGUGGACAGCAGUUCCCCCAGCUGCAGCCCUGUGACCAGCCUGUCCAGCUUUGUCAUGUACCAGUUUCCAGUCAGUGCCUGUGGUAGUACAGUUCAGCUGGCUGGUGGCAAUGUGACCUACCAGAACACCAUGUCUGCUGCCAUCACUGUGAGGACUGGUCCAGUAGGCUCCAUCACCAGGGACAGUGUCUUCAAGUUAUUCUUCCAGUGCACCUACUCGGGAAGCCAGGAUGUGCAAGUGGAGGCUGAGGUGUAUACUGUGGGGCCACCUCUUCCAGUAGUAGAGCAAGGGCCAUUUGACCUGGAAUUGGUCAUUGCAACAGAUUCCUCCUAUGGCUCCUACUAUGUGGAUGCUGACUACCCUGUGACCAAAACUCUGAGGGAUCCUGUGGCAGUGGAAGUGCACAUCAUGAACAGGACCGACCCUAACCUUGUGUUGACUCUUGGGGACUGCUGGGUCACCCCAGGACCUUCUGCUUCCAGCCAGCCCCAGUGGAGCCUUCUGGUGAAUGGAUGCCCAAACACAGGGGACAAUUAUUUGACCAACUUGGUGACUGUGGACAGCACAUCUGGCAUAGCCUACCCAAGUCAUUACAAGAGAUUUGUGUUUGAGAUGUUUGCUUUCGUGGAUCCAGUUACUCAGCAAGCCUUGGCUGAAAAGAUCUUCAUCUACUGUGUUGCUGCUGCCUGUUAUCCCUCUGCCGCAGACCCUGUACUGGAGCUGCCCUGCACGAACCUCUCUUCCCACUGGAUUCCUGGUGCUGGGAGCUGCAGCUGCCAUGUUGAUGGUGGUCCUGGUUUUGGCUGUAGUAGCUCUGAGGAGGUUGAACAGGCACAAUGUGAAUCUGAAAUUUUAAUAAAGGCUCUUCAUGAAUGGUUGGAAUCUACUCUUGUGUAA
Molecule: messenger RNA, 1521 nt
Organism: Polypterus senegalus (gray bichir)
Lineage: Eukaryota; Metazoa; Chordata; Cladistia; Polypteriformes; Polypteridae
Product: zona pellucida sperm-binding protein 4-like
Exons: 11
Coding region: 16-1521 (501 amino acids)
Biological process (GO): prevention of polyspermy; binding of sperm to zona pellucida
Cellular component (GO): egg coat
Molecular function (GO): structural constituent of egg coat; acrosin binding
Source: RefSeq, a predicted model, not a curated record